Molecule: messenger RNA, 1661 nt
Organism: Humulus lupulus (European hop)
Lineage: Eukaryota; Viridiplantae; Streptophyta; Magnoliopsida; Rosales; Cannabaceae
Product: CMP-sialic acid transporter 4-like
Exons: 15
Coding region: 192-1256 (354 amino acids)
Biological process (GO): pyrimidine nucleotide-sugar transmembrane transport
Cellular component (GO): Golgi membrane
Molecular function (GO): pyrimidine nucleotide-sugar transmembrane transporter activity
Source: RefSeq, a predicted model, not a curated record
AUAUUAUUGGAAAAAUGUUUUGAGCGGAUCGGGUUUGGAAGUGAUUCGGGUUAUGCAAAGAGCACGGCGUUGUUCAUUCAUCAGUGGUGUCAGUCGUUUCUUACACUAUAGAGAUCUGAGAAAGAGAACCCCAAGCGCUCUGAACGAUUAAGCAAAGAGAUCUGUUCUCCUCUGUUCUCUGUUCCUCAAAAAUGGAGUACAGGAAAAUCAAAGACCAGGAUAAAGAUGAAGAUUCAGUCGUUGACGAUGUUGAGAGCUUGCGAGGAAAACCUCUUUCAACUGCGGUGAUUGAUACAGCUGUCAGCUUGGGAGGCGGUCCAAUCGAUCGGACCAAAUGGAAGCGAAAGUCAAUGGUCACACUCGCUUUGACCGUUCUUACGAGUUCGCAAGCAAUUUUGAUUGUAUGGUCAAAGAGAGCGGGAAGAUACGAGUACAGUGUUACCACUGCAAAUUUCUUGGUAGAGAGUUUGAAAUGCGCAUUUUCGCUUGUGGCUUUGGGAAGAAUCUGGAAUAAUGAAGGUGUUACAGAAGAUAACAGAUUAAGUACAACUGUGGAAGAAGUCAUCGUUUACCCCAUUCCUGCAGCACUUUAUCUUGUAAAAAAUUUACUUCAGUAUUACAUCUUUGCUUAUGUGGAUGCUCCGGGUUAUCAGAUUCUGAAGAACCUGAAUAUAAUAAGUACUGGUGUAUUAUACAGAAUUAUACUCAAGAAAAAGUUAAGUCAGAUUCAGUGGGCGGCUUUUAUUCUGCUAUGUGCAGGAUGCACCACAGCACAACUGAACUCAAAUUCUGAUCAUGUUCUUCAAACUCCUUUACAAGGUUGGAUGAUGGCCAUUGUCAUGGCACUCUUAAGUGGUUUUGCUGGUGUUUACACUGAGGCGAUAAUUAAAAAGCGUCCUUCAAGGAAUAUAAAUGUGCAAAAUUUUUGGUUGUAUAUUUUUGGGAUGAUAUUCAAUGCUGCUGCUAUAUUGGUUCAAGAUUUUGAUGCUGUGAUGAACAAGGGUUUCUUCCAUGGAUAUUCAUUUAUUACAGUACUGAUGAUUCUCAAUCAUGCAAUGAGUGGCAUUGCUGUAUCCAUGGUUAUGAAAUAUGCCGACAACAUUGUAAAGGUGUACUCAACAUCGGUGGCGAUGCUGCUCACAGCAAUAGUUUCCGUUUUUCUAUUUGGCUUCCAUUUAUCUCUUGCCUUUUUCCUCGGCUCAACUGUAGUCUCGGUAUCCAUAUAUCUACACUCGAUUGGGAAGCUACAGAGAUAGUAAGGACCUCCUCUUGUCAUCUCAUUGCUCACAAUAUAUCUUAUAUUCAGUCUAUUUUAGAAGCUGUAAAGGCAGCGGCGACUUCAACUGUUAGUUCAUAUAACAAAUUUUUCAUUCAUAUAAUGUAAAUUAAGAUGCAACUAGCUUUAAGCAAAAUGGAGACCUUCAAGUAUGACAUUGCCAGGGGAUAAACAAGUAUACGAGCUGAACAACGACGAUCUCUAUUUACGAAGAGCGACAAUGUCUUGUGAUGUUAAAAACGACCUUGUUUCAUAGACCUUUAUAUUCGUCCUUAAAUACUUAUAUUUUUUUUCGUUGGAAAAGCUUUCUGUUGUACUGUCUUUUUGCACAAAAAUAUGUAACCUAUUGUCGGCCAUGACUAAUAGAAAGAAAAAUAUACACGCA